AUGACGGCAACAAACAACAGCAACAACAACAGCAACAACAACAACAACAGCAACUAUAUCGUUUCUGAUGAAAAAGUUAUUGAUUCAUUAGUUGAGGAAUUAGUUAUGAUAGAAACUAAAACCCUCAACGAAAGAAUUGGUGAAAACAAGAUUGAUUUACAUAACUACCUCAAACAUGAUGGAGGAAGAGGAAGGAAAACUGGUACAGCUUUAUUAGUAAAUAAAAUAUCAAAUUUAACGAUUAUAGAUGUUGAUAUCAAUAAAUCAUACAAUGAUGAACUUAAAGAAACGGUUAGAAAAGACAUUCUAUCAAAACUUUCGGAUAAAGAUGUUAUCGUUAAAACCGCAUCAGGAGGUCUUCACAUUUAUUGCAACACUAAUUUCUUCUAUUCAACCUCGAACAGAAUGAUUAAAUGUUAUUCCUGCAAUGAUUAUGAUAUUGAUAUCAUGACUUCUAUUGAUGAUUCAAAACGUUCAUUAGUGGUUAUGGCUGAUUCAAGAGUUCGCAAGAAUGCAACAGAACCAAUCAAUACAUACUCAUUCAUUCGUGGAAGUUAUGAUUCAACAUUAACUAGAACAGUGAAUGAUAUAUUAAAUGAUUUGAAUAUUAAGGUAAGAGUUGAACAAAAGAAUGAAGAAAUAAAGACUAUUAUGAAUGAAAACAAAGAUGUAAACAUUGACGAUAAACUUGCCCAGAGCAUAGUUGAUGGCAUCUGUGAUUUUGAAGUACAUAAUGAUGGUGGAAACAUGAAUUUAGAAAAAGAAAUAACAUUAUUCACACUGUUUCAAGCUAUUAAUUCGUUACCUAAUCAUUUAAUUAAUGAAGCCUACGAUAACGUUUAUAACUUCUGCAGCUUAACUGAAAAUGCUAAAAGUAAUUUUGAAAAAGCACGUAGUAGAUAUGCACAUUUAAUGACUUCGCCAUUUGUUUUGGUGAAGAUUCUAAAACUUUAUCAAAAGGAAUAUUAUGAUGAAUAUGUUUUACCUUUAUUACGUAAGCCAAAAAUAACAUUUGAUAUCAAACUUGAUGACUCGUUUUUGAUAACAGAUAUUAGACGCAAGGCUGAAAAUCAUCA
Molecule: messenger RNA, 1076 nt
Organism: Trichomonas vaginalis G3
Lineage: Eukaryota; Parabasalia; Trichomonadida; Trichomonadidae
Product: Prim-pol domain family
Exons: 1
Source: RefSeq, a predicted model, not a curated record